Messenger RNA from Physcomitrium patens, 2570 nucleotides. RefSeq names its product glyoxysomal fatty acid beta-oxidation multifunctional protein MFP-a. Gene Ontology annotation, molecular function: NAD+ binding; (3S)-3-hydroxyacyl-CoA dehydrogenase (NAD+) activity. The record is from RefSeq and is a predicted model, not a curated record. Gene Ontology annotation, cellular component: peroxisome. NCBI's taxonomy places the organism in Eukaryota, Viridiplantae, Streptophyta, Bryopsida, Funariales, Funariaceae. Gene Ontology annotation, biological process: fatty acid beta-oxidation.
UCGUUCGUUUGUGAGUCCGGAGUAAGUUUCUCGACGAGGAAGAAGGAAGAAAAGCCACGGCGAGUCUCGAGGAGGAGGAGGUAGAGGUAGCGUCUUCGCGAUUUUGUAAGCUCUUCAUGCGCCGGGCUAUUUUAACGAGGCGAGGAUUUCCGUUUCUACAGUUGUUUUGGUUGCGGAAUUGAGCCGCUGUCGAGUGCAAGAGGCGGAGAUUUGGUCCAGUUUUGGAGGUUUUGUUUGGAGGAGGAGCCAUGGGGGGAAGCGUGAACAUGGAGGUGGGAGCGGACGGAGUGGCCGUCAUCACGAUCCAGAACCCGCCUGUUAAUUCCUUGGCCAUCGACGUGCUGUUGGGUUUGAAGGAGAAGUACGUUGAAGCAGCGAAAAGAGAUGACGUCAAGGCCAUUGUUGUGACAGGGGCCAAUGGAAAAUUUUCGGGCGGUUUUGACAUUACAGCUUUUCCAAAAAUCCAGCAGGGCGGUUCCAACGGUUAUCUGAGCAAAGUAUCAACGGACCUUAUGAUAGAAACAAUUGAAGAGGCCAGCAAGCCCUCAGUUGCUGCAGUAGCGGGGCUGGCACUUGGUGGUGGUUUGGAAUUGUCAAUGUCAUGUCAUGCACGCAUUGCAACCCCAAAAGCACAGCUUGGAUUACCUGAACUUCAACUGGGCAUCAUACCUGGUUUUGGUGGAACGCAGCGCUUGCCUCGUUUGGUUGGUUUAACCAAGGCCAUCGAAAUGAUGUUGCUAUCAAAACCCAUAGCGUCAGAGGAAGGCAAGCAGCUUGGGCUUAUUGAUGAGAUUGUGUCUCCAAAGGAUCUUUUGGUCACUGCACGUCAAUGGGCACUUGAUAUUGCAUCAGGAAAAAAGCCUCGACUAUCUUCUUUGCAUCGUACGGACAAGCUAGAGUCCUUGGGUGAAGCUCGAGAAAUCAUUAAGUUUGCCCGCGCUCAAGUGAAAAGAACUGCUCCCAACUUAACUCAUCCUUUAUUGUGUCUUGACGCUGUCGAGGAAGGAGUAAUUGCUGGUGGCUAUGCUGGCAAUCUGAAGGAAGCUGAAGCAUUUGCAGCUGCAGUGGUCUCAGACAACGCCAAGGGUCUUGUGAAUGUAUUCUUUGCUCAAAGAGCCACCACCAAGGUGCCUGGAAUUGCGGAGUUGGGUUUAAAGCCAAGGAAGAUACAAAAUGUUGCAGUUGUUGGAGGAGGGCUCAUGGGUUCAGGAAUUGUCACUGCAUUAGUACUCAGUGGAUACUCUGUCAUUUUGAAGGAGAUCAACGACAAGUUUUUGCAGGCAGGACUUGGACGCGUCAAAGCAAAUCUUCAGAGCCGUGUCAAGAAAGGUAAAAUGUCGCAGGAGAAAUUUGAGAAGACAUUGUCACUUGUGAAAGGUGUCUUGACCUAUGACGUCUUCAAGAGUGUGGAUAUGGUGAUUGAGGCUGUGAUUGAAAACAUUGACCUUAAGCAAUCAAUAUUUGUCGAUUUGGAGAAGAACUGUAAGAAUGACUGUAUCCUAGCUACUAAUACAUCCACAAUAGAUCUCAAUCUUGUGGGUGCCAAGACACGCUCUCAAGACCGCCUCAUUGGUGCUCACUUUUUCAGUCCUGCACAUAUUAUGCCGCUAUUGGAGAUAGUGCGGACCGACAAGACGUCACCGCAAGCCAUAGUGGAUCUCAUGGCUUUGGGGAAAGCUAUUAAGAAGACGCCAGUUCUUGUUGGGAAUUGCACUGGUUUUGCUGUGAAUCGGGUCUUCUUCCCGUAUACCAUGGCAGCCAUGAUGCUCUCGGAUCUCGGAGUUGACAUUUACCGUAUAGACAAUGCCAUCAAAUCAUGGGGCAUGCCGAUGGGACCAUUUAGGCUUACAGAUUUGGUCGGUUUUGGAGUUGGGGCUGCAGUUGGUGCUCAGUUUGUGAAGGCUUUCCCUGACCGCGUGUAUGUUUCUAAGUUGCUUCCACGAAUGUUGGAAGCUCAACGCUUGGGAGAACAAAAUCGAAAAGGAUUUUACGUGUACGAUGAGAAGCGAAAGGCUCGUCCAGCACCUGAAAUUAAGGAGAUCAUUAAGGAAUCUCAAGCAGAAUCUGGCAUCAUGCCAAAUGGCAAGCCUUUGGCAAUGACCGAUAAAGAUAUUGUGGAGAUGAUAAUGUUCCCAGUGGUCAACGAAGCCUGCCGCGUGUUGGCAGAGAAGAUUGUGGUGCAAGCCUCUGAUUUAGAUAUUGCCUCUGUUCUUGGAAUGGGUUUCCCCCCAUACAGAGGUGGCAUAGUUUGCUGGGCUGAUAUAGUUGGAGCCAAGUAUAUUUGUUCGAGGCUAGAUACUUGGGCAAGGGCCUACGGUGGCUUCUUCAAGCCCUGCGCAUUUCUGGAAGAGCGUGCUGCGAGUGGUGUAAGACUGAGCGCCCCAAUUAACGACACCAAGUCUCGCCUGUAAAUUGUGCCUAUGGCACUACUUCGAGAUCUAGUUACAAAUAUUUAGACAAGUCGGCAUUUAUGUAGUUAGCUACCAGCAAGUAUGACCAUGUUUAUAUGGUUGGUGUAAUGGUUCUAUUAUUCAAUGCAAUGGCAAAAAAUUACCAUUACGGGAACAGGA